Molecule: messenger RNA, 1091 nt
Organism: Babesia bovis T2Bo
Lineage: Eukaryota; Apicomplexa; Aconoidasida; Piroplasmida; Babesiidae
Product: C2H2 zinc finger family protein
Exons: 3
Coding region: 110-1081 (323 amino acids)
Biological process (GO): regulation of transcription by RNA polymerase II
Cellular component (GO): nucleus
Source: RefSeq, a predicted model, not a curated record
UAACAAAUAAAUGACCGAAAUAAAACGGUUAUGCCAUAGGAAAGCUCAUAUAACGAAGAUGUGUUGACAGUAAGGUUAUCAAUGCCGCAGUGAGGCAUGCCCCGCGGGGAUGAACAUGCCUUUUACGGAAAAAUAUAAGGUUACUGUGACCAUGAAACACUUUCUUAUAUCAAACAAAAUGCACGUACAAAGUAAUAUCUAUUUGCAAAAAAUGCGAAAGGUGGCAACCACGAAGAGCUGCAAAGACUGCGAACAACAUUUCAUAAAUGCCAUCGAUCUUGUUAAGCAUAUGAAAGAAUUUCAUUUCGACUCCAGACCGUAUGUAUGCGCUAUCUGUCAAGUCAGGUUCAAAAGAAAAGAUCACCUAAAGAGGCACGAAGAAAGACAUAACGAUGUUAAAAUACGUUAUAAGUGCAACGUAGAUGGAUGUAAUAAAAGCUUUGCAACUGAAAGAACACUGGAUGUACAUCGAUUCAUACACCAAUGUAAUGUCAACUCAAAUGUUAUGUACAUCCUGGGACAUUUAGUGAAUAUCAAAGAAGGUGGAUCAAUAAUUACGUGCUCACAUGAAGGAUGUGGGAAGUCUUAUGCAUCCUAUUCAGGAAUGUGCAAACAUAUAAAAAGGGACCAUAUACAACCGAUGCGUGCUAAAAUACCACAACAUAACACAGACGUCAAUAAUCAGAGUGAUAUAGAAGCUAAAUACGACAACAAUAUUGAACUAGAAAUAAAACGAGCACUGGAAGUCGAAUUGGAACCUACAUUGGAACUUGCAGUCGAUUUGGAUACAAACACGCAACCAAAUCAAAUAUGUGAACCAAUGCGAAACCUAGAAACAGAACGAAAAUCUAAUGCAGUAUUAUAUACACCAGAAAUCAAGCAAACAAAUACGGAAUCAACAGAACUCACUAUGGACGAAGAGGACAUCACAGGAUACAUGUGCCCAUAUGAAAAAUGUGGGCGCGUGUUCUCAACGCGUAGCAACGUAGUGGCACAUAUCAAAAGGCAACACAACGGUAUGCCAAUACACCCGAGCCAGCAACAUACACACAACGCAAACUGUGGCUGUCCCAUGCAUUAAACCUAGAGGA